This is a messenger RNA of Aethina tumida (small hive beetle), 831 nucleotides long. RefSeq names its product probable U3 small nucleolar RNA-associated protein 11. Gene Ontology annotation, cellular component: small-subunit processome; nucleolus. Gene Ontology annotation, biological process: rRNA processing. NCBI's taxonomy places the organism in Eukaryota, Metazoa, Arthropoda, Insecta, Coleoptera, Nitidulidae. The record is from RefSeq and is a predicted model, not a curated record. The transcript has a single exon. The coding region runs from base 93 to 797 and encodes 234 amino acids.
UUUGAGGUUAUAUUAUUACUGCAUUCAUAGGUUAAACUUAUCCAUGCGAUUCUAUGAACGGCGUCUAAAGUAGUUUAAAAUAUUGUUUAAAAAUGUCUGUGUGGAAGAAAGCCGCAAAGACUCACCAGAAGACACAUCGAGAAAGACAUCAGCCAGAGGAGCGCAAACAUUUGGGCAUACUAGAGAAAAAACAGGAUUAUGUCCGAAGAGCGAAAGAUUACAAUGAAAAGAAGGACACCUUAAAACUUCUGCGUAAACGUGCCUUAAACAGAAAUCCAGAUGAGUUUUAUCACCACAUGAUAAAUGCCAAGGUGGAAGAUGGAAAGCAUUUUGAUAAGGAAACUGAAGCAGAAGACAGUCCAGACCAAAUUAAACUUAUGCAGACACAAGAUUUGAAAUACAUUACUUUAAAGAGGUCGGAAGAACGUAAACGAAUAGAAAAACUACAGGCCCAGCUACAUUUGACAAAUGUGGAUCACAUGGUGCAAAACAAACAUAUUUAUUUUGAUGGUGUUGACAAAAAGCAAGUGAAGAAAAAGAAACUGGAGUUACUUUCAGAAGUACACCUACCUGAUGUGGAUGUGGAGAGUUUAGCAGCUAGUACAAGGAAAAGGCAGGCUCUAUACAAUGAACUUGGUAAAAGAAUUGAACGAGAAAGGGAGUUAACAUUGAUUCAGCAAAAGAUUGAAAUGAAUAAACAUUUACAAAAUAAAACCCUCCUGAAACCAAGGAAAGUGAGAAAAGGGAAUAAAUACAGGGCUCCUGUUUAUGAAUGGAAAUAUGAAAGGAAAAAGUAAUGUGUAUAUUUUGUAAUAAAUGUUUUAAUAUAAA